AUGACUGAACCGAACAGAGUCACUGCCAGCCAGAUCCGGGCUGGUUACGGUGAACAGGAAUCAGAUCUGAUAGAGAAGAAACUUGUCAAAACUGGAGAAAAAACUCGCUCACAGACUGAAAGUAUUUCUUUACUGAAAAGAAGAGUCAAGAAAAGUUUCACCUGCACUCAGUGUGGAAAGAGUUUGGCAUGCAAACAGGGUCUCAAUGUUCACAUGAGGAUCCACACUGGAGAGAAACCAUUCACAUGUGAUCAGUGUGAGAAGAGUUUCACACAAUCAUCACACCUUAAGAUUCACAUGAACAUCCACACUGGAGAGAAGCUGCAUGAAUGUGAUCAGUGUGGAAAACCUUUUUUGAGGGCUUCAAGCCUGAAGGAUCACCUGAACAUUCAUACGAAGGAGAAACCACAUUCAUGUUCUUUGUGUGGAAAGAGUUUUUCACAUCUGCAGAGUUUAAAAGUUCAUCAGAAGAUACACACUGGUGUGAGAGAUCAUAUGUGCUUUGAGUGUGAGAAGACUUUUAUUACAGCUCAACAUUUGAAACUGCACGAGACCACCCACACUGGAGAGAAACCUUACAAGUGUUCACACUGCGACAAGAGAUUCAAUCAGUCAGCACAUCUGAAAACACAUGAGAGGAUCCACACUGGAGAGAAACCUUACAAGUGUUCACACUGCGACAAGAGAUUCAAUCAGUCAGUACAUCUGAAAACACAUGAGAGGAUCCACACUGGAGAGAAACCGUAUCACUGCACUGCAUGUGGGAAGAGUUUCAGGCAUUCAUCAGAGUCAUUUAAUCAUACAAACAACAAUCACUGUAAAUUCAGUUCAAUUCACGUUUCUUAGUAUAGCGAUUUUCACAAUACAAAUCGUUGCAAAGCACUAGUAAUUCUUAGUUACCUCAGGAUGCCCAUCACGUGGCAGAAACAGAGAAGCAGUUCACGCUGUUUCAUGUAAUUGUAAAAUACACGCUGCAUAGUUUUAC
Molecule: messenger RNA, 985 nt
Organism: Sinocyclocheilus rhinocerous
Lineage: Eukaryota; Metazoa; Chordata; Actinopteri; Cypriniformes; Cyprinidae
Product: zinc finger protein 239-like
Exons: 3
Coding region: 1-846 (281 amino acids)
Biological process (GO): regulation of transcription by RNA polymerase II
Cellular component (GO): transcription regulator complex; PcG protein complex; chromatin
Molecular function (GO): RNA polymerase II cis-regulatory region sequence-specific DNA binding; DNA-binding transcription factor activity, RNA polymerase II-specific
Source: RefSeq, a predicted model, not a curated record